AUGUUGCGUGCAUUGAAAAGACGAAAUUUUGCGGGCGAAAACGGGAUUUACGAUGUCAGGUAUCAUCAGCUGAACCGCCCCAGUUUUCUAGUGGGGGUGCGUACGUGUAAGUUCUUGGUGCGUGUGGGUAAGUUAACUCUUACUAUUAUAAGGUGUAUAUCGAUCUAUUAA
This is a messenger RNA of Neurospora hispaniola, 171 nucleotides long. RefSeq lists its product as uncharacterized. Lineage: Eukaryota; Fungi; Ascomycota; Sordariomycetes; Sordariales; Sordariaceae. The record is from RefSeq and is a predicted model, not a curated record. The transcript has a single exon. The coding region runs from base 1 to 171 and encodes 56 amino acids.